AGUGCCUUGGUGGAGCUCCAGCAGUGCUCAAUUCGAUCAGCGUUAGAAAGAAAGAGAAGAAGAAGAAGAGAAGAGAAGAGAGGAAAGUGAUGCCGAAGAGAACAACACACACGUAUUCGAGCGAGGACGCAGCUCCAGAUGGACCUGACUCUGAUAUCUUCGUCUACUACUGCAAGCACUGUGGAUCUCACCUACUCAUAACUGAUACCCAGUUGCAGAAAAUGCCCAAAAGGAAGACUGACAAAGCUUAUGUGUUGGACAAGAGCAAACAUCUUGCAAGGCUUAACAUUGCUGAGGCUGGAAAAGUUGUAUUGAAAAGGGGUGAGGGGAAAAUGGAGAAGCAAUUUCGCAUGAACUGUGUGGGUUGUGGACUCUUUGUUUUCUAUCGCUCAGAAGAAGAUUUGGAAGGUGCUUCUUUCAUAUAUGUUGUUGAUGGUGCUCUAAGCACGGUUGCUGCUGAAACCAACCCACAGGAUGCUCCUGUGCCACCCUGCAUUUCAAACCUAGAUGGGGGACUCGUUCAAGUGGCUAUAGAAGUGGAAGACCGUGCACAACGGUCAGCAAUCACAAGAGUGAAUGCUGAUGAUGUUAGAGUUACUGUGGCUGCACCUGCAGCUCGGGGAGAAGCAAACAAUGAACUCUUGGAGUUCAUGGGCAAAGUGUUGGGUCUGAGACUAAACCAGAUGACUCUUCAGAGAGGGUGGAAUAAUAAAUCGAAACUCCUUGUGGUGGAGGAUUUGUCUGCUAGGCAAGUAUAUGAGAAACUUCUGGAGGCUGUUCAACCUUGAGGUUGUACAAUUUACAUGUCAAUUGUAAUGAAAGAUAAGAUCCAUUCAACUUGUACGUUUACCCUGGACAUCCUGGACUUCAAAUUAUUCUUCAGUUAGUUGUGAUUGUUGUAAUCCAAUGUUGCAAUGUCAAAAAUUCAAUUGUACAACCUGAGUCUAUUUUAUGAUAAUUCCAGUUAAUUCUGUAUGUA
Molecule: messenger RNA, 979 nt
Organism: Prunus persica (peach)
Lineage: Eukaryota; Viridiplantae; Streptophyta; Magnoliopsida; Rosales; Rosaceae
Product: UPF0235 protein At5g63440
Exons: 7
Coding region: 90-788 (232 amino acids)
Source: RefSeq, a predicted model, not a curated record